CAUCUCACAGAAGCAGCUGAUACUGUGCAAAGUAAUUACAGAAAAGCUGUAGGACUUCAGCAUAAGCACUUCCUUAGCUAUACCUUGGUGAACGGGGCCAUGGAAGAGGUUUACUUGUAUGAGCCUAAACUCUUGAAGGAGAUAGACUUUUCAACAGUUGAAAAUAAAUUUAAACAUGGUAUCUCACCCAGAAAUCCAGGGGAAAAUCUGAUUUUGAGGCCACUGUCCUCAGGUGAUUUUGACAGAGGUUUUCUACAACUCCUAACACAACUGACGUCUGUAGGGGAGGUCUCCAGAGCUAUGUUUGAAGAUCAGUUUAACAACAUGAAAGCAUGCAAGAACACUUACUAUGUUACUGUGAUUGAAGAUAAAGAGACAAAUGCUGUAAUAGGAGCUGCUUCCUUAGUUUGUGAAGAAAAAUUUAUCCAUGCAACUGGAAAGAGAGGAAGAGUUGAAGAUGUUGUGGUUAGCAGUGAUUAUAGAGGAAAACAAUUAGGAAAAGUGCUUGUAGCAGCUUUGACUUUUCUUGGAAAACAUGUUGGAUGUUAUAAAAUGUCGUUGGAAUGUUCAGAUGACAUGGUUCCUUUUUAUCAGCAGCUGGGAUAUAUACGAGAACAGAACUACAUGCAACAGCGAUUCAAGAAUUAAAACAAGAUUUUGAAAUGGAACAAGUUUUUAGAAAAAUCAUGGCUCAAAAAUUGAAUUCCUUUAGAGCACUGUUACUGGCUCCAAUAUGUCCAUACUUUUUAAGUAUGAACGGUAUAAAAAAAUCGUGGACUACUGAUUUCCUGUCUAAAUUUCCAUCUAGAUAAUGAACUAGUAAAUAGUUGUUUAACCUUUGUAGAGGAAUUUGGAAAUGGUCAGCUAGAAUAUUUUUUAUGCCAUGUGUCUUUACAAGAGGAAUUGAUCAAAAGAGGAUGCAAGCCUUAACAACGAGUGUUUAUUAAUCUUCGGGCAGAAGGGUAUGUGCCUCAUCUUUGCAGCUGUUUCACUAUAAAGAUCUGACAUCUCUUAUAAAAUCUUCCCAUCAGUAGUUUGUGCUCAUAUUUUGACAAGCUUUGUUUAAAUGUACAGAAUUGUUGAAUUUUUUUUUCAUCAUUAAUACCCAAAACUAAGGUAUUCCAGUAUUAUCUUUACUAAUGCUGCCAAAACCAUUAAAUUGAGCUUUUUAUUAUUAUCAUUAUUAUUUUUUUUGUGUGUGUGUGUAGCCAAGGUUCAGGGUCAAGAAAUAUAUAAAUGGGCAUCACGCAGCUGGUGAAACUAUGGCAUAAUCUGUGAUAAAGAACAACAAUACCUAAAGACUUUGAUAAAAACAAGUUGAAUACAACAUAAUUGUGUAUUUUGAACAAAAUAGUUUGUGUGUGUCACAUAAUUGUAUAUUUUGUUUGAAAAGUACAUUGACCAAUUGCAAUAUGAACAUUUUGCCACGAGACUUAAUUAGCUUUUAUACUAGAAUGCGGUUUGCUUGAAGAAGCUGGUCAUUUGUAUCUCAAAAUGGGUCCAGGGUUUUUCAAUUACCUGUUUUCAUAUAUUAUAAUUAUACUAUAAUUGCUUUUGGUAGUACAUGUGAAAAUGGUAGAUUAGGACCAGAUGAUUUUAAAUGCCUCUGAAUCAAGGAAUAAUUGGAUGCAUGAAAAAUCAUUUGCAGUAGCAAAUUUGUAGAAUUAAAUAGUUUUUUAACAUGAUAUACAUGCAAGAUCUGGAAUGUCUCAAGAACCUGGUGUAAAGUUUAUGUAUCAUCUUUUUGUGUUCAUGUCUGUAGGUGCAUGCUUAAAAAUUGCUACCUAGUUUGUACUAAUAUUUUAUGUGAAAUCCUGUGAAAGGUGUCAGCCAAGCAUCACCAUAAAAACUCCCAAAAAAA
Molecule: messenger RNA, 1861 nt
Organism: Lingula anatina
Lineage: Eukaryota; Metazoa; Brachiopoda; Lingulata; Lingulida; Lingulidae
Product: putative glucosamine 6-phosphate N-acetyltransferase
Molecular function (GO): glucosamine 6-phosphate N-acetyltransferase activity
Source: RefSeq, a predicted model, not a curated record